AUGGCUCCCACCGUCCCCCCCGCCGUUGACUCGCUGUUAGAUCUCAUUGGUAACACCCCCCUUGUUAGACUUAACAAGAUCCCCCAAUCCUAUGGGGUCAAGUGUAAGGUCUACGCCAAGGUUGAGUUGUUCAAUGCCGGUGGUUCGAUCAAGGACCGGAUCGCCAAAAACAUGGUCCUCGAAGCCGAAAAGCAGGGCCGUAUCAAGCCCAACGAUGGCUACACUUUGAUUGAACCCACCUCGGGUAACACCGGUAUUGGUUUGGCCCUUGUCGGUGCCGUCAGAGGUUACAGAACCAUCAUCACUUUGCCCGAAAAGAUGUCCAACGAAAAGGUGUCGGUGCUCAAGGCUCUUGGCGCUGAAAUCAUCAGAACCCCCACCGAAGCCGCUUGGGACGCUCCCGAAUCGCACAUUGGUGUGGCCAAGAAGCUCGAGAAGGAAAUCCCCAAGGCCGUCAUCUUGGACCAAUACGGUAACGUUGCCAACCCCGACGCUCACUACUACACCACUGGUUACGAAAUCUGGGAACAAACCCAAGGUAAGGUCACCCACUUGGUUGCCGGUGCUGGUACUGGUGGUACUAUUUCUGGUAUCUCCAAAUACCUUAAGGAAAAGAACCCCAAGAUUGAAGUGACCGGGGCCGACCCUAAGGGUUCGAUUUUGGCUCAACCCGAAUCGCUUAACACCUCCACCGACGGUUACCUCGUCGAAGGUAUUGGUUAUGACUUCAUUCCUGAUGUUCUCGACAGAUCCACCGUCGACAAGUGGAUCAAGACCGAUGAUGCUGACCUGUUCAAGUUGGCUCGUCGUAUCAUCCGUGAAGAAGGUAUUCUCGUCGGUGGUUCGUCGGGUUCUUCGAUGCAAGCUGCCCUUGAAGUGGCUAAGGACUUGACCGAAGACGACGUCUUGGUCGUGGUGUUCCCCGAUUCGAUCAGAUCGUACCUCUCGAAGUUUGCCGAUGACGAGUGGAUGAAGACCAACGGUUUCGAAGUCGAAGAAACCUCGCAACAAACCAACACUGACGACUUCUUGGCGUCGAAGACCAUCAAGGACUUGGUGGCUGACAAGGCUCCCGUGGUUACCGUCACUUUGGCCGACACUGUCGGCAAGACCUUCGACUUGUUGCAACUGAAUGGUUUCGAUCAAUUGCCCGUCCUUAACGCUCAAGGUCAAUUGGUGGGGCUUGUGACUUUGUCCUCCAUUUUGAAGCUGUUGUCGACCAAGAAGGUGCAAUUGACCAACUCGAUUGCUCUGGUGAUCAUCGACUUCCGUAAACUUGCUGACUUCGAAAAGUCCUUCACCAUCUCCAAGGAAUCGGGCUACUCUAAGCGCAAGUACGAAGCUAUCACCUUGGACACCCCCUUGCUGAAGUUGAACAAGUUCUUUGAAACUAAGUCUAAUGCCAUUGUUACUGACAACGACAACAAGCCUGUGCAAAUCGUCACCAAGGUCGACUUGAUUUCGUUCUUGACCAAGAACACCUCGUUUUAA
Molecule: messenger RNA, 1491 nt
Organism: Diutina rugosa
Lineage: Eukaryota; Fungi; Ascomycota; Pichiomycetes; Serinales; Debaryomycetaceae
Gene: CYS4
Product: cystathionine beta-synthase
Exons: 1
Coding region: 1-1491 (496 amino acids)
Cellular component (GO): cytoplasm
Molecular function (GO): cystathionine beta-synthase activity; cysteine synthase activity
Source: RefSeq, a predicted model, not a curated record